Molecule: messenger RNA, 884 nt
Organism: Odobenus rosmarus divergens (Pacific walrus)
Lineage: Eukaryota; Metazoa; Chordata; Mammalia; Carnivora; Odobenidae
Gene: CXCL13
Product: chemokine (C-X-C motif) ligand 13
Exons: 4
Coding region: 36-368 (110 amino acids)
Biological process (GO): neutrophil chemotaxis; chemokine-mediated signaling pathway; cellular response to lipopolysaccharide
Cellular component (GO): extracellular region
Molecular function (GO): CXCR chemokine receptor binding; chemokine activity
Source: RefSeq, a predicted model, not a curated record
CCAGAGCUGAAGUCUGAACUCCACCUUGAGGCAGAAUGAGGUUCACCCUGGGAUCUCUGCUGCUCAUGUUGCUGGUCUGCAGCCUCCCUCCAGUCCAUGGUGUUCUGGAAGCCUACAAUACAAACUUAAAGUGUAAAUGCAUCCAAGAGACUUCAGCCAUUAUCCCGAUCCACCACAUUGACAAGCUUCAGAUCUUCCCUCCUGGGAAUGGGUGCCCAAACAAAGAAGUCAUAAUUUGGAAAAAGAAUAAGUCAGUCCUAUGCUUGAAGCCUAACUUGAAAUGGACACAGAGCUUAAUAAAAAUAUUGCAGAGAAAAAAUGCUUCUUCAACUCGACCAGCUUCAGUGCUUAAGAGAAAGAUCAAGUGAUGCCAAUAUUCCUACUAAGGACACCUGUAUUCCCCCUGAAUCUGCUCUGGGUUUUAGUUUUGUAUUUGGAUGAACCUUUCCGAGAAAAAGAACUUCUCCAUAUGAGCAAGCAUGAAAAUAGAUGUAAAAUAACCCUCAGCAGCUUAUGGGGCCAAGUUGGGCUUUUUGAAAAACAUGGUACCCUCUAUACUUGGGCUUUUCAUUCUCAUUCAUCACAGAGGAAAGUUUCUUUGAGGGUAGUUACUUAGUAAUAAAUCACAUAGGUUUCUUUUAAUAGUAUAUCUAUUGCUUAGUGCUAAAUUUUCCCAGAAAAUAAGGGAAUAAGAAUUUAAACCUCAAACCUGAACAUGUGGCUUGAGUUAAGAAGGAAAUGAUGGAAUUCACUUCAAUCAUUUUACACUGUAAGAAAAGCAGGCUUCCAUAAGAGACUUGAAACCUGCCUGGGAAACCCAUGGAACUUUAUGAGACAGAGGGCUCUCAUAGUUGAUACCUUCCAUUUAAAAGCUCAGUAUUAAG